AUGAGCGAGGUCUGUGUCCGGGUGGCGCUCCGUGUCCGUCCCCUGCUUCCUAAGGAAGUCCUCCACAACCAGCAGGUGUGUGUGCGGGUGGUGCCGGGCUCUGAACAGGUGAUGCUGGGCUCAGACCGACUCUUCUCCUUUGACCACGCGUUUGGACCGACAGCCAGCCAGGAUGAGGUGUACGAGUCCUGCGUCCAGCCCCUGGUGGAGGCCCUGGUGGACGGCUACAAUGCCACCGUCUUCUGUUAUGGACAAACAGGGUCAGGGAAGACUUACACACUCGGAGGGGGGCACCUGGAUGAAGAGGGAGGAAUUAUUGACCGCGUGGCCCAGGAUGUGUUCCUGUUGCUGGGGGAGAAGAGGAAGAACGGUGAUGGUGUGGAAGCCGCAGUGCGGGUCUCAUACAUGGAGCUGUACAGAGAGGAACUGCAAGACCUGCUGGAGCUGCACACCACUCACAAAGAGCUUCACAUCAGAGAGGAUGAGAGGGGAAACACGGUGGUGGUGGGAGCCAAAGAGAUGGUCGUCACCUCGGCAGAGGAGCUCCUAAAUGUUGUAGAGAUGGGCAAUGCCCUGCGCCACACUGGCACCACAAGGAUGAACGAGCACUCCAGUCGCUCUCACGCCAUACUCACCCUUCAGCUCAUCCAGUAUUAUCACAACAACAACUCCUCCCUGAAAUCUGUCCGCUCUUCCAAACUCUGUCUAGUUGACCUAGCUGGGUCAGAGCGUGCUGGAAAAACUGGAAACACUGGGACACGGCUCAAAGAGUCUGUUCACAUCAACACUGGCCUGCUUGCUUUGGGCAAUGUCAUCCGUGCCCUCUCCGACCCUGGUCGAAAUCGCCGUGGUAACAACUGCAAUAGUGCCCACAUACCGUACCGUGAUGCCAAGAUCACCCGUCUCCUCCGUGACUCGUUGGGAGGCACCGCCCAUACGCUGAUGGUGGCGUGUGUGAGCCCCUCUCACCUCAGUGUGGCUGAAACUCUGAGUGUCCUACAGUUUGCGUCCAAGGCUCGUCACAUACAUAACCGUCCCGGAGCUGUAUCUGCUCAUACAGAGGUCAAAUCAUGUCCUACACCCUGGAACCCUAGUGAGGCUCGACUGGGCGAACUUGAGUAUGAAGUGCGGACGCUGAGAGAGCUCCUGAAAGAGAAGGAGAGAGAGAUGGAGAGGGAGAGGGCAGUUGGGAGAGCUGCAGAGGGGGACAGCUUCAGACAGUCCAGUCAGAUGAUGAUGUGUGAUUCAGAUAAGGUUAACCAAGAAGAACCAUCACAGUACCGCCUCCUGGCACAGGAAGCUGCAGAUCUGCUUGCAGAUAUCUCUGGCCCCGCUCCAAGUCAUGCUUUCAGGCAGCAGCUGCAGGAUUGGCAGGAGAGACUGACGGCUGCCAAUCACUCCCAUCAGGCCGAUGAGAAGGACUGUUCAGAGGAGGGUGCAGAUCAGCCCCACCAUGUCACCAUAUUAAAGCUCAGAGAAGAACUCGGCAAAUGCAAGGAAGCUCUUACUGUAGAGGAACAGCUACUGGAGCAGAAAGAUGCAGAGCUGAGACAGGUCCAAAAAGAAGUAGAGAAACUUCUUCAAGAGAGCAAAGUCCACCUUCAGGCCUUGGAGGAAGAAAAGGAGCGUGCUCGUAUACAGACUGAACAACUCGUGGACCAGCAGAUCCUCAUCAGUCGUCUUCGCAGUGACCUUUUGACCUUUAGGGGUGCAACCGUAGGGGCAACAGUGGGGACAGGGGCUUCUGGGAACUCAGACAAGAGACCUCACAGUGUCCCUUUGAUAAGACACAGCUGUGGAAGCGGAACACCCAGGAGGAUUCACUCCAGUCCCCCGGCCUAUUCACUGGAGAGAGUGAUGGCAGCCUUUAAGAUGCGCGGUCAUCUCCUGCUGGCUGAGAUUGAGGAGAAGGAUGAAGUGUACUCUCCAUUCAUAAAACAGCAGGCAGAGAGCAAAGAUGGGAAUCAAGACAAGGAUGAGGAAGAUAUCUUUGUGGGCAGAAUGGGAUUUAGACGUUCUUUAAACAGAACUUGGACCACCCGGCUGAAGAAAUCAGCCCUGAAAGAGAAGACCUCCGUACCAGACCAGUCAUCUAAUGGAAACCCAAUAGCUCCAGAGCCUCAGCGAGCCACAGGGACCGAGGAAAACCAUACCAAGCAGAGCCACAUGAGGAAGGCGAGACUACAAGCCAGCGUUACUCAGAGAAGAAUCCAAGAUCUGUCAGUCAACAUGCGCAUGAAAGAGGAGCUCAUCAAAGAGCUCGACAAAACUGAAAAGGAGACCCAAGCAGUGGACAGACAUGGCAGGCACAGUGGUGAUGGCAGAGAAGCCGACGUGUUGGCAAGACUGUCCAUGCAAAGCCAGCAGGUCCGAGCAGAGAUGUACCGCAGCUUACAGCACAUGAGACUGCAGAGAGCGAAGCUUCAGAACAGCCUGAGACAGCAGAAAGAGACCACCAAAGACCUCAACCAAAAUGAGGAGCAAAGGACAGGAGAUUUGACUGUGUGCAAAAGCGGUCAACAGGAAGACUCAAAGGGAAAGCUGCGUGACUGUGUUUGGCUGGAGGAGGAGGAGGAGCGGGUGCUACAGAAGAGAGCAGAGCUCCAGGAGCUGGAGGAGGAGCUGAGGAGGAGAGAAGAUGUGCUCCUGCACCGGGAGGCCUGUCUGCAACAGAAAAACAAACUAGAGACCAAAAUGCUUCGUUCCAGUCAGGCUCUGAGUCAGGACCUGCUGCGUGUGUCUGUGCGGUUGGAGUCUCUUGAGGAGCAGCUGCAGAACUGCAGCAGUGUGAGGCAGACUGGAGGAGUCACCACGGAGCAGCUGGAGAAAGAGAGAGACAUGCUUAAAAAGAGGAGAGACACUCUGGAUGCCCAGCUGAAUGACAACAGAGUACUCUCUGUGGAGGAGGAGCAUUACCUGCUGCAGCUGGAAGAAGCUAUUGAAGCUCUGGAUGCAGCUCUGGAGUUUAAAAACCACUCCAUCCAGGACAAACAAAAGAAGCUGUUAGUCACAGACUCCUCUUCACAAACGUCAGAAAGCACUGAACCCGCUCAACUCUGUGACGUCAUCAGGAGGCUGAAGCAGCUCUCACCACCUGAGGCUUCGGAGCUGCUUGUCAAAUAUUUCAAUAAGGUUGUUUGUCUCCGUGAGGCGGAGCACCGUUUGCGUUUGCGUUGUGAGGAGCUGGAGCUUCAAGCUGGAGAGCAAGAGGUGGUGCUGAGAGAGAUGGAGAUGGCUGUGCAGCGCCUGGCCCUGGAUGCAGACCGCAGGCUCACCCAGCAGCACCGAGAGCACCAAAACAACAUCCAGCUACUGCUGCAUGAACUUAAAGAGGGGGGUUCAGGAGAUGCACAGCAGGCUAUCGAAGACAGGCUGCAGCAUCUUGAGAAAGAUCUGUUUUUCUACAAAAGCUCCAGCAGACAGCUUAAAAAGAAAGUCAAAGAGCUUCUCAGUGACACCCUACACCUGGCUGAUCAGACCACACAGGAGCACAGACAAACACACAGUGUGCAGACACACGCACCUGCAGACGAACCCCACACGCACACUGAACAGGUGCAGAUUAGGACACAUAUUGCAACAACAUACACAAAGAUACACACUGAGCAAACAGACAAAAAGACGCACAACAAUUCUCAUAUAAAGAGACAUCCAACUGCCUGUCCCUCCUCAUCCUCUGACCCCCAAGCACGCAAAACGUCAAAAAUGCACGGAGGCAACCACAUACAGUCCCAGGGGAGGAGUGAAAGGGGGGCUGUUUACUCUGGGGACAGUUUAGAGGUGACACCGGUCCGUAUGUGUCGCAGAGAGCUGAGGCAGAUCUCUGCAUCUGACCUGCAGCUCUGUAGUUCUGCCACAAGGAGGCGACAGUCUGUAGUAGAUACCAGCACAGAGUCAAUACUAGAGGACUCCAUAGAGGUGCCCAGAAACACUGACAGAUGAUGUUAGCUUGGUACCUGUGAGUCACUCGGCAGCAGCAGCGUGUACAGCAGACUCCAGUUGGGUGCUUGUAAAUAAAGGAAAAAGCGUGUCAGAAAUAAUCAAUGACAAAAAUUCACAAAAACUUUGCUUUGUUAAAUAUGCCCAUAUUGCUGUCGGUGUAAUAUCAAAAAUUGGCAAACCCUCAAAAACAGAAAACUGACAGUUUAUAACUGGAGGAGAAGAAAGUGACCGAAAUAUGGGUAAUAUUGAAAUGUAUUUAGAGUGAACCAGUCCCAUCUUAUGUCAUUGUCAUAGCACUGUCGUCCUAUUUAUCAGUCUUCCUUGGUGGUCACAGAUUUUCCAUAUCCGGGCUUUGCUGAAUGUUGUGGUGUUGUGCCAUUCACUAAGAGAACAAACAUAAAGAAAAGUAUGUGUUGUCAUGACAACAGAGUGACCCUGAUAAAUGACACAUACUGAGAGAAAUUUCCAAUAACUUGACAGCAUUUUUACACAUGGAAAUAGAGUGAAACUCCUCAUUUUUGGAUUACAACCAAAGACAACGC
Molecule: messenger RNA, 4484 nt
Organism: Plectropomus leopardus (leopard coralgrouper)
Lineage: Eukaryota; Metazoa; Chordata; Actinopteri; Perciformes; Serranidae
Product: kinesin-like protein KIF27
Biological process (GO): mitotic spindle organization; spindle elongation; microtubule-based movement
Cellular component (GO): microtubule associated complex
Molecular function (GO): ATP binding; microtubule motor activity; microtubule binding
Source: RefSeq, a predicted model, not a curated record